GGCACUGGCAUCGCGGGAGUCGCCAGGAGUUACCCACGGUGACCCAUGGUCACUCACGCCCGCAGACGACGAGAGCUCGCGUUGCUUCCUCAGUCGGAGAACUCGUUGACAAACGCUUGGUCGUGCUUCGCGAGAUCAACCAAGUAGUUCCGCAGCUACACUCCGAUAUUCCGAUAGAACAGCAUAAUCAUUCUGCUUUAUCACGAACCGCUGAUAAUCAACUCUGGCGAUUGUCAGUUUGACAGUUCUGUACUACAAUAGUAGUGCUACUGCAAUAGUAGUGUUGAAGUGCUGAAGUAUCGCAGUGCCAAAAUAAUAUACUGAAGGAGCAUCAACCCUGAUAAAACCCACUAAGACAGGUGAAGUUGCUGAUCACAUUUUGCGACUGAUGAAGGAAUAAGCUAGAAAUUGCUGCAUUUUCGGGCCUGGUUCAUCUCUCUUGGAUAAUUCAGGUGACGUGCAUGAGUAGGUGUCAUCAACGUUGUACUUUAGUCGUGGAUAGGAAGGAACGAUUGAAAUUACGAUAAAACGUUGAUACUUACAAAGCUGAAACCUAGAAAAAAUGAUCGUUCGUAAUAUAAGGCCAAAUUUCUUGUGAAGUACGCGAAGAUAUCGUAAAAGCACAACCAGAAAAAACGCACGGCGCAUCAGCAAGAAAGACGCGAUGCACCGUGAAUUUUCGAUCUUCUUGAUUGAAGUCAUCGAGUUCCGAUACGAUCGUAGUGACGUAGUAUCUUGGCAAAUUUCGGCUCACACUGACAAAAACGCCUAUCGAGAUAAUCGUCUUUAUCGAGAUUUUCAUGGUAUCAGCGGACGAAAUAGCGGGACCAAUCGUAGGACGAGGUCACCGAGCCGCUAAGGGCACUAGAAAACAAAUAGUUGGGCAUGCGAUGCCCAUUUCUAACAACGAAACCAAAACGCGCGCAAUUGCUGUAUCGGGCAUCGUUGAUCCAGAUCACCGUUCACCAGGAUCCGCAUCGAUCAAGAUCACCGUUAUUCGAGAAUCUUGAUUCGAGAUUCGUGAUCGGAUUCGCUAAGUCCCUAGAUUUUGAGUUACUUAGAGUCUCUUCAAUUCUCAGUUAUCGAGCUGGAAUACCUUCAAUUUAGUGAUCUCUAAAUAACUCGCUCAAGAAAUUUAAAUUAGGAGAUUUGUGCUAUCGCUAGGAUUACGAAGAGGAUUACAGAGACACGCAUAUUUGUGGAAAGCGAUAGAAAUUUUAAAAGAAGAUUUUAAAGAGAUUUUCUCUUAUCUUAUAGAUCACGAAAAUAAAAAGAGCGAAAGAAUUGUAUGAAAAUAAUAAAAGGACGAAAGGUGGAUAACAUUCAGUGAAAGAAAACAGUUUUUUCAGUGAGUGGAGAAACAGUGAGUGGAGAAGAAGAAAUAGCGGGGAAGAUAGGUAGUGAGUGUUAAAAGGAAAUAAAACAGAGAAGGACGUUGCAACUGUAAGACGUUGGCCUCUUUUCAACGCCAUCAGGAUGUCACCCUGGUCCUUUUUCACUUUGUUGAUUCUCGCAAUAAUUUUCGGCGAUGUCCGCACUAGCUGCGCCGAGAGAAUGAGCGGUUUAUACGUAGAUAACGGCUUCGACCAGACAGUGGUCCACCGUGUGGUCAGCCAACAUGAGAAACGCGAGGUCGAGCACGAGAUCUUGAAUUUGCUGGGACUUCCGGAUCGUCCGCGAAACACCAUCGGCAGGACUACGCAGGUUAAGAGGUCAGCGCCCAAGUUCCUACUGGAUAUUUACAAGAACGCCCUUGGCGAGGACGACGAGGAGAAGUCCAUGCUGCAUCGCCGGAAGGUUGGGGAAUUCGACCUUACCGGGCAGGAUCUAAAGGCGAUCGCUCAGAGCGAUGUCAUCAUGACCUUCGCGCUACACAAUCGUCACGUUCCCGGGGUAAGACAUGAAGGUGGGAAGAGACUUUGGUUCAACGUGUCCGAGGUCCCACCUGGAGAACAUAUAAUUGCCGCGGAACUUCGGUUAUACCGCCACGCGGACAUGAAGAAUCAAAAAGAACAUCAAUCCUACACAAUCACAGCGUACCGGGUGUUGAAAACUGACGAAGGCAGACGAAGAUUGAAAUACGUCGAUUCCAUAAACUCAACGACCGGCAAGGAGGGUUGGUUAUCACUAAACGUCAGUGAAGCACUCGGACACUGGGUGAACAACCCUGAUGGCAACCGAGGAUUGUACCUCUCUGUACAUCUAGCCGGAGGCUCAUUGCACGAGGUGAGAAUAGAAGAUAUCGGAAUCGUGGGAUAUCGAGGCGACCUUGAUAAACAACCCUUCCUGGUGGGCUAUUUCAAGAGCUCGGGUGUAAGAGAAUCCAAGGUUCGGCAGAAACGUGACGCCAAGAGAAAGAAGAAGAGCGAGUCCUCCAAUUGGGAUCACCAGAACAAUCCUUAUAUCGAAUCCGCUGCGCAGCAUCAUUCACGAACUUGCAAGAUCCAGACACUGUACGUCAGCUUUCGCGAUUUGCAAUGGCAGGAUUGGAUCAUCGCCCCAGAUGGAUACGACGCGUACUACUGCAGCGGAGAAUGUAAUUUCCCAUUGAACGCUCACAUGAAUGCGACCAACCACGCUAUAGUGCAGACACUGGUGCACCUGGUGAGCCCGGGAAAAGUACCUAAGCCUUGCUGCGCGCCCACCAAACUGUCGGCUAUUUCCGUACUAUAUUUCCUAGAUGAGAGCAACGUGAUUCUCAAGAAAUACAAAAACAUGGUUGUCAAGAGUUGCGGCUGUCAUUAAAUCUUAUUAUUAUCUUUUUUAACUAUCUGAUAACACUCAUCGAUCGUCAAGUCAAUCUACAAUUAAUCGAACAAACGAUAUCUUUCCAUUAAUUGUCAAAUUCUAUUACGCAGAUCGGAUAAUGAUCUCUCGGAGUCUGUUGAUUUUUAGAAAAUCCAACAAAAGUUGUUGAUUUCUGGAAAAUUUAACGGCAACAAUGUAACCACAUCGAAUGAGAUGUUAAAGGAAACAUAGUUAGCAAUUGUACACGUGUAAUCCUAUUUCGAAUAUAUUGUAAAAGUUUGCGCAUGUAAGAGUUAAUAUGUAGAUUUAUCGAAAUAGUCAGUCGAAUAUUCAACAACUACAACGAAUGAGAUAGUUACUCAAGGAAUAAGAUCUACUGGUCUCGUACCAACAAAGACAUUGAAAUUUUAUAAUUUCUUCAGAACAUAUAGUAAGACUAUAUGGACUAUAGGACUAUAUGGACUAUAGGAAUGUAUAGUCAGAAUGAUGUAUAAUACACAUUAAUAUAAUAUCAUAGUCGAUUUAAAAGUCUACUAUAUGAUAUUGAUAAUUUAUGUGUUUCUAUGACAUUUUUUAUUGGCCAAAAUAUAUUGUAAUAAAAUAUGAAUAUGAUAUGGAAA
Odontomachus brunneus is the source of this 3368-nucleotide messenger RNA. RefSeq names its product protein 60A (gene gbb). Lineage: Eukaryota; Metazoa; Arthropoda; Insecta; Hymenoptera; Formicidae. The transcript is spliced from 6 exons. Gene Ontology annotation, cellular component: extracellular region. Gene Ontology annotation, biological process: SMAD protein signal transduction; BMP signaling pathway. The record is from RefSeq and is a predicted model, not a curated record. Gene Ontology annotation, molecular function: growth factor activity; cytokine activity. Bases 1477 to 2745 code for a protein of 422 amino acids.